UGUACAGGUUGGAGGCAAGGCAACCCUACAUAUCCGGCCUAGCAGGUUGCACGGUCCUUGCUCCUUGACCAACCAGCGCACGCGCAGUCCGCCGCGCGACAGGUGAGACGUCGCACGUUUCGCGCGUAAAUUCAAAUUUCGAAUUUGGAAUCGCGGCUGUACUUUUACUUUCUUCGCAUUGCGUCACAGAUUUUGUAAUCAUUAUUGUGUCGGUACUAUGUGAGUGGAAUCUUAUUGAGGUUGUAUUUUUUUUUUUUGUUUUGUUUUGUGCUGUGUACGAUGGAAUGAUUCGUGAAAGCAAUAAAAGCAAGCCUAAAAUAUGUCGCAGACAACUGAUGACGGUGGCGGUUGCGUCAACAAAGCGUUCGACGGCAUCGACGACGGUUUCCAAACCAUAGACUUGAGGAGCAGCCGCCGUGAUGACCACCACAAUGGACACAAGACGUUGCAGCCUGAAGCAGAACCGGAGGGGGCAUCCGCCGGUGUGGUGCACCAGGAUGAGGACAUGCUGCGGUGUGGAUGGGGCAAGCUCCGACCCUCGUGGCUGCAGAGGUUCCGUACGGCCAAGUGGGCCCUUUUCUGGCUUUGCUGGGCUGGGGCUAUACAGGGUAUGGUGGUGAACGGAUUCGUGAACGUGGUCAUCACAACUAUCGAGAAGAGGUUCGGGUUGCGGUCCAUGCAGACCGGCGUCAUCGCUGGAGGCUACGACAUGGCGUCCUUCGCGUGCCUGGCCCCAGUGACAUAUUUGGGUGGAAGGAGCGGCUCCUCGAAGCCCCGCUGGCUCGGCUGGGGCGUGCUCCUCAUGGGGACAGGAUCUCUACUCUUCGCACUACCACACUUCCUCGUCUCACCAUACAGGGUCGCUGGGGAGGAACCGGACGAUCUGUGCUCUUUUAACAGAACCGCGUCAACACGAUGUGAAGGAAACGAGCCGUCCGAGGGCGGCUCCUGGGCAGUGGCGGUGUUCGUGUUCGCGCAGCUGCUGCACGGCGCCGGCGCCACGCCGCUGUUCACGCUUGGCGUCACGUACAUCGACGAGAACGUCUCCAAGAAGAUGUCCUCUGUCUACUUGGGCGUGUACUACACGAUGGCGGUAGUAGGACCGGCAGUGGGCUACGUACUCGGCGGGCAGAUACUCAACGUGUACACGGACUUCCUCACUGUCGACUCGGAGGCUAUGGGCAUAACUCCGCUGAGCUCGGUAUGGAUCGGCGCCUGGUGGAUAGGCUUCAUAUUCUCCGCGGUGCUGUGUCUCAUCGUGGCGAUACCACUGCUCGCGUUCCCACACGAGUUACCAGGCGCAGAAGAAAUUCGCGCGUCAAAAGUAUCAGAAGCUCACGAAGGUGCAGCAACCAAGUCAGCGGCGUUCAGCGCUUUACAUGAGCUGCCCCGUGCCGCUGCAGCUUUACUCCGGAAUCCUACGUUCUUGUUUCUCAACCUGGCCGGAGCCAGUGAGGGCAUGCUCAUAUCGGGAUUCGCUGCAUUUCUUCCAAAGCUUAUUGAGAAUCAGUUCGCAGUUAGUGCGUCAGAAGCGGCUUUACUUUUAGGUGUGAUCACAGUGCCGGCGGGCGGCGGAGGUACGUUCCUUGGGGGGUGGCUGGUGAAGCGAUGGCAACUGGCAUGCGCUGGCAUCAUCAAGCUGUGCGUGGCCGCCACCGUGGUGGCCGCGGUCUUUACCUUCAGCUUCGUGCUCACCUGCGAGGACUACCCUUUCGCUGGCGUCACUGUUACGUACAAUUCGCCACCUGUUCCUGGCGGAGGGCGGCUAAUUGCGGCAUGUAACGUGGGGUGCGGGUGCGAGGCGGCGCCGUUCGCGCCGGUGUGCGGCGCGGACGGCGCCGUAUACUACUCGGCGUGCCACGCCGGCUGCCGCGCGCGGUCGCUAGCCGGCGCGGCGCAGCUGUUCCACGAAUGCGCCUGCGUGGCGCCGUCAUCCGGCGGAGCGUUGCCCACCUACAGACUCGGCGACGCACCGAACGACACAAUAUCGUACGAGGCGAUCAACAGCAUAUGCAGCACGGGCUGCCCGUAUCUCUGGCUGUUCGUGUUCCUCUCGUUUCUUGUGAUGCUGUUUACAUUCCUCGCUACGAUGCCAGCACUUACCGCCACCUUAAGAUGCGUUCGCGAGGACCAGCGCUCGUUCGCGCUGGGCAUUCAGUGGAUAAAAGUGCGACUACUGGGCACCAUUCCGGCUCCAUUGCUGUUCGGCUUUCUCAUUGACCUAUCAUGUUCGCUGUGGGCGAAGACCUGUGAAACGACCGGCGCGUGCCAACUAUAUGACAACGUUAAUAUGAGCAGGUACAUGUUGGGGCUAGCCCUUGUGGGUAAACUUUGUUCGGUUCUGUUCUUCUUCCUCGCGUGGUGGUUUUACCGUCCGCCCGGCGGUAAGAACGGCAAUGCCGUCGUCCCCUCCGUGGAUCUUGUGGUAUGUGGUGAGAAGACCAACGGUAAUCUCGCGAAUGGAGCCCCCGGGAACGGCGCAAACGGUACGGUGGAAAGGCUCGGUAAUGGGUACUGCAAUGCGGCUUUAGAAUGCAGCGAACAUUUGUAGAUUUGGUAAUCCAGUACCAUUAGUGUUUGACCAUACCAGGACUUUGUCAAGAGUCCUAAGGUUUAGACAAUAAGACUGUAAAUAGUUAUUUUAAUGUUGUGAUGCUUAUACGUGAUGUUUUAUUAUACAUAUCUCGUGGCCAGAUCUUAGAAUUUAUCACUUCAUUAUCCGAUUUCGAGAAAAGGUCAUUAUCAUGGCCAGCUAAAGCUGACUAGAUCGUUUAAUCGUCAACGUUUGAUGACAUGUAAAUCUUAGUCUGGCCAUAUCAUUAACCUAGGGUUUCUAUGACAUUUGAGUGACUUUCGUAAAAAUCAAGUAACUUCAGUUAAUUUUAAACAUUCGCGUUGUUUACACAUAUUUUAAAUACAAAAUCGGGACUUAAAGCGAUGAAAACCCCUGUCGUGACCACGACGUGGUACAGUCCACGUCGAAACGUCAACAAUAAAGGAGCAGGUAUAAAAGUACUAUUUACCUGUAAAGCCUUUUACAUCGCUUUAAAUCCCGAUUGUGUAUUUAUAAUGUCAAGUAAUUUUAAGUUGCAUAACGACCUUUUACUUCAUUUUUAUUUUCAAUUGGCACAUUAUUAUCAGCGUUCUUAUCAGAACAAACCAAAUUUUUUUUUAAAUGGAUGAUUAUGGAAUGGUAACCCCACCCGCGCUAUCGGUAUACACCGGCGGGGCACCAGUGAAGGAUGAUAGGUGAUAAUGAAAUAGGUCAGUUAGCCCAUCGUGACGAAUUCAACAAGAAUUAUUCACGAUGGUUUCCGGGGGGAACCACGUAAUAAGGUAUAUUGCUAGCAAUGGGGCUGCCAAACUCCAUUGCUAACAAUCCUUUUCCCCCCGAAUAAACCAAUUUGAGGGUAUCUAAAGGUGGAUAAUGCAACUAUUUUAAUAUAUAAUCACUAAUAUUUGACCAUAUCAUGAAAUAGUCAUGGGUUUAAAUUUUUAUAUUAUCAAAUGUUGAUUAUUCAUUGACCUGGCCAGACCUUAUCAUGAUGUAGGCAGCGGUAAGAUCUAGUUACGACAUACAUAUGUAUAUUAUAAUAAUUAUUAACUGAUAGAUAAAGGGAUCGAUUCUGAACCACCAUUACGUAUCUCCGAAAUUAAUAAUUCAAUUUAAAAUUACAGCAAAAUGAUUGUUCUAACGACUAGUAUAGACUAAAUUGCGUAGAAAUACAUUAGAAUUUGCAGUUAAUUCUCGAUGGCCCGUACCAUAUUAAUUUUGCUAAAAAAACUGUCUACUUUUAAAGAUAAGUUUAGGAAAUGGUAAUUCAGAAAUGAUCCCAAUGUUUCUAUUCAUUUUUUUAUUUCAAUAUGAUAAUUUUAAUACUAAAUGGUAACACCAAAAUUUCCAUUCAAGUGGCAAUCUACUGGGGGUUUACCAUGAAAUUUAAUUUCGAUUUUUCGUGUUUUCGUUGAUGUCCAAAAUUGUCCCAGUAAAUGGAACUUACCAUUUAGUUCGUCAUGAAUCCAACCUUAAAAGUCCAAAGGAACGAUAUUUUAAUAGUUUUAAUAUUUUUUAAACAAUAUGUAAUUUUAACAUUAAACUUGUAUUUUGUUCAGCUCCGAAAUUUCGGAAAACAUUUCAUAGUAAGCCCUCUGAUCCGUUGUACGAAAUAUGUGAAUAAGCAAAAAAAAAAAAAAACAAAUGAAAGCGAACAAUUGUUUGCCCGUUACAAAUUCUGUGUAACUUUUUACAUAAUUAUAUUGCAAUAAAUUUUAUAUCUUUGUAUAUAAUUAUAAAUUAAUAUUCUAAUACAUAACUUAAAAGUUGUUGACGUCUACUUGCAUGUUAUUAUAUUAUUUCAAUGACUACAUGAAUUCAGUUGUAAAUUAUCUGUGAUGUUGUAGUUUGUAAAUAGUUAAGAUUGUUAUUAUUAUUAAUACUUGCACAUAAUUUAUUCAACGCCAUCUAUUGGCGCAUUUAUAUAUUAAAUAUUCAGUUGAUAAAUUAAUCAAUAUUUAUUUAAAAUCAAUUCACUAGCCACAAAACCAUGAACUGACAAUGGAAAGUAAUUAAAUUAUUUUUUUGGUUUAAAUUAGGAAUUGAGUCUUCCAAACUGAAUUAUGAAUUUAUCUUUUUAAUUGUAUGAUUCACAGGUUUCAAUAUCAAAAAUACUAGCUGUAACCCACGGUUUUGCUUGUUACGCACGUGUUAAUCUACGACAAGUAUAGUCUAUAUACUAAUCGUUCUGAUUCUAUGGGCCAUUUAAGCGUAAAUAAGUAACAAACAACCAAACACGUUUACCUAUGUACCUACCAAUUUUAAAUAUAAGUUUAUAAAGAAAUUUAGGUAUUUGUUAUUCGCUCAUAUUCAAUGUUUUGAAAUGAAAUUAUGUACAUUGGCUAAGUAGGUAUCAUCAUUAUUGCCUUACCUUUUCUUUUUUAUUUGUGAUCGGCACAGUAUGUCUUCUUUCUCUACAAAUCCUUAUCAGCUGUUAUUUCUGGACUCACUCCUUUUUAAUGCAUGUUAUCUUUCACAUCUACCUUUUCUUCGGUCGUCCUCUUCCUUUACAUCCAUUCACUUUCAUACUUAUUUUUUUUUAUACAACUUAGAAUGGCAAACAAGCUGAGGGCCCACCUGAUGGAAAGUGGUAACCGUCGCCUAUAUUACGCGAGGAAAACCGCGGUGUACAGGUAAUCUAUAGUUUUAACAGAAUUCUGAAACCUCAAAUCAACAGUAUGGUUUUACUAAGGGUGGGCAAUAUAUAGUAAUAUUUAUAUAUUGUAGUUACAAUAUCUAUACAUAUUGACCCAAUAACGUAUAUGACAGAGGGAUACUUUGGACAAAAGUCAAUUGCUUUGGUACCUCUGUCCCAUUCGUGUUUCAACCGUGAAGCAGUUUUGUCUGCAUGGCUGUGUUUCGGUUCGAAGGGUGGGAUAUGGCGUGAAUUUACUGGGUACAGAGGAAUAACACCUGAGUUCUCAGGAAUGGCAACGCAUGAAGGGUAUCAUGGGCAAAACAGUAUACUCUGUUAUGUCUAUGGUACCGCUCAUGUCUGUAGGCGACGGUUACCACUUUCCAUCAGGUGGACCGUCAGCUUGUUUGCCAUUCUAAGUUGUAUAAAUAAAAAAAUAUUAACUAUUGGUUAUCCAAUAUAUAUGUAGAUAUCCGAUAUAUUUCUCAUCUCUAGGUUUAACUUACCUUAUAGUUUGAAUCUUUGCCUUUAUUUCGUUAUUGUAUUGUUACAAAUAACAUAGACUGUUGUUUUUUAAUGAAAUCCACUUUGCAAUUGCACAAUAGCACAUAAAUUAUAAUCAUAUUUUAUAUUUAAAUUUGAGAUGUAAGUAGAUAUUUAAAUAUAAUUAAGGUAGACACGUUUAUACUAUGUACAUAGUUUUUAUCUUAUAUAUUUGUUGAGUUUUACAACGGGGCCGAUUUUGAGGCAUCAUUUCUAUUAUACCUUAACCUAAUAUUUUGAUAAUUUCGUGACGUAACUGUUUUACGGACAAUUAUAAACUAACCUUCACCAUAAGAACGAAAUAUAUUUUUCUCAAAUAUGCUUGGAAAUGUGAGCAUUAUUUUGACAAUUUUCUUCGAGAUAAAUCAAAAUUGCCGUACUGGCCAGAUACAUGCGGGCAGCGGCCGGCAAAAGUUGUAUGAAAAUCCAUAUCUGUCGUGUUUUGCGGCCAGAUCAAUUACUAUGUAAACUCAUAUCUGUCCUGUAAUUUAAAAAUGGAAUGAAAAACCUUUUACUUCGAAACAUGGCUACCAAGGAGGUAACUAAUAAAAGUUUUAUUUAAAGUUCGAACUGGCUUGCAAAUAGAAAGCUGUUUAUUGAAAAAAAAAAAACAAAGGAACAUUAUGGCGCGUGAAAAAUUAUUAUUGUUCGUUAUUCGUCAUUGAACUUAAAAAGUAAAGUUGUGUUUUUGAUUUCCGCGCAUUGUUUGAGAAAAGUACUAUACAAGCCUUGGCCACAACUAGGCAUUGAUGGACUCACGUAUGUGUGCCUUGGCAACGCCUCGGCCCACAUUUGCACGUUCAGUAAUGUAUUAUUAACUAUUAUUUUAUUAUACACUAUUUAGUCAUUUUCUCUCAAAUUGGGAAUUGAGUGUAAAAGAAAGAGACAAAACAAAUAGCUAAAAUAGGUUUUCAAGAGGUUUGACGUAUUUAUGGUUAUAAGGGAAUUAAUUAAUAAUAAAGGUAUUAGAAAAUUAGUUCUUAUUAGUUUUUUGAAUAAAGAUUUUGUGAGAAAGAGAAGUGAUGCCUCAGAAUUGAUCCCAAUAUCACUAGUUGUUGAAAACGUUUGGUUAAAGACUGAUUGUUUAAUAUUGACACUAAACGUAAGACUACAGUCAAGUGUAAAAAUAGUGGGACUCUAGUAUCUAGUACCUAUGAUACGAGUAUCAGUAAAAUUUUUGACAAAUUUAACAAUUGCGUACAUAUUACAAAAUAAUAUUUUUCAGACGUCGUCAAAAAGAACCUCGCUUAGGUUUUAAAUUUAGUUGUGUUAUUUCUAAUGGAGAAAUAGAUAUCAGUAAUUGUUCAAUUAAGAUUUUUAUGAAUCUAUUGACGGAUUCAUUCAGGAAACUAAAGUUACAGUAGUGAGUCUAUUAUAAAAUACCCACAUAAACUUUAGUUUUUAGCUUAUUUUGAAUUCAAAAUUUUUCUAAAAAAAUUCACUAACACAAUAACCAAUGUAAUGUGAUUAUUUUUUAAGAAAAUUCCUAAAUUCAGACAAAAAAUGGUAGGACUAAAGUACGGAGUCUAAACAAAUUUGGUUGGAAAUAUGGCAACCCUACCUACAGAGGUGCCAUAAUUGCAAAAUAUUUUCUUCUAUUUCCUACACGUGACUGUACCGAUAAAACAAUGGGUAGCGAAUGCAAGUACGAGGUCUGUCCGGAAAGUUCGUAUAAAAGUGUUCUGGAAUGCGAGAAAGAGGAGUGGGGAGGCCAGGUAAGCGCAGGACCCCUUCCUUAUGUCCCUAACAAUGCUUCAGUUCUGGUCUGACCGCCGUGCGGUGCGAACUGGCUUGUCACGCCAUCUGUGAAGUUACCUCUUAACGAAACCCCGUCGGCAUGGAGCCCGCUUCCGUUGAAGAGCAGCGCGUCGUAAUCAAGUUUCUCUCGAAACUCGGCAAGAAUGGCCGUGAAAUUUUUGCCGAUCUAAUUCGAUAAGACAUCCGGGGAACCACGAACAAAAAAAUCAAGAAAAUCCCGCUCAAAUGUCAAGACAAUGUUGAUUGUUUUUUUCGAUGUUCGGGGGAUUGUCCAUCAAGAAUUCGUCCCUCCAGGCCAGACAGUUGAUGGAAAAUUCUACGUCGAUGUGCUCAGACGCCUCAAAGCUCGUGUGGCACGAGUUCGUCCAGAAUUGGCGCGAGAGGGGCGUUGGAUUCUUCACCACGACAAUGCCCCUGCCCACACCUCUCUUGUUGUCCGUGAGUUUUUGAGUAAAAAUUCCAUUACGGUGACCGAACACCCCCCUAUUCGCCGGAUUUGGCCCCGUGUGACUUCUUCUUGUUCCCAAAAACCAAAUUGGUACUUCGGGGGCGGCAUUUGGGGGACAUAAAUGAGAUAAAGCUACGACGGGGCAGCUGAGAAACCUACAACCAGAGGACUUUCAAGGAGCCUUCUCACAGUGGAAACGGCGUUGGCACAAGUGCAUUAUGUCACAGGGGGAGUACUUUGAAGGGGAUAACAUUGAUUUACCUGAAUAAUUGUAAAAUAAAAUUUUUAAAAAACUUUUAUACGUACUUUCCGGACAAACCUCGUAUUAGCAAAAUAACUGCCCAGAACUUUUUAACAUUCCAAAACCUAAGUACAAUGUGUAUCUACAACAGUUUUUUAACUUUUACAAUGUUUUUAAUGUAGUUAAAAUUGUAAGACGGUCGUGUUAAUUUAUUAUAGUCAAUUUUGAGCCUGUACAAUUUUACACGGAUGAAAUAAAUUAUUUCCAAUUUUA
This is a messenger RNA of Galleria mellonella (greater wax moth), 8452 nucleotides long. It is a transcript of the gene Oatp26F, whose product is annotated as solute carrier organic anion transporter family member 4A1. Gene Ontology annotation, cellular component: membrane. NCBI's taxonomy places the organism in Eukaryota, Metazoa, Arthropoda, Insecta, Lepidoptera, Pyralidae. The record is from RefSeq and is a predicted model, not a curated record. Gene Ontology annotation, molecular function: protein binding. The coding region runs from base 320 to 2551 and encodes 743 amino acids. Gene Ontology annotation, biological process: sodium-independent organic anion transport; transmembrane transport. The transcript has 14 exons.